This is a messenger RNA of Ordospora colligata OC4, 243 nucleotides long. RefSeq lists its product as uncharacterized. The record is from RefSeq and is a predicted model, not a curated record. The transcript has a single exon. Lineage: Eukaryota; Fungi; Microsporidia; Ordosporidae. The coding region runs from base 1 to 243 and encodes 80 amino acids.
AUGGUGUUUAAAGCGCUUCUUGAGCUGCCUUGUGAAUCUCCAGAGCUGGUUUCUAUCGCAAUAUGUAAUGAAGAUGCCGAAGUCAAUAAGGCGAAUGUAGAGUAUUCACAUCAUGACAAUCAUAUUGUGAUAAACUUGUCUGCACAUAGAGCAAAGGACCUCAGUAGGGCGAUCAAUGCAAUUCUUUCUAGGUUCAGAUUGUGCACUGAAACCGUUGAAAUGUGCAAAUCUCUUCAGAAAUAA